UUAUCGUUUCUGCGGCCCGCUCACUCGGUGCCCCCUCUGCUGGCCGCCCUCCCCACGCUCAACCGCGCUCUCUGCCCUCGCGCUCUCUCUCUCCCUGUCUGUCUCGCCCUCAGACCGCAGCUCUCGCAUGAGAUAUCUCUUCGCCUGCCUUGACCGCGUGAUUUCCGCUCUUCCUGCUCGCUGACUUGUCUUUUCCCGCCAUCUUCCCCCUUUGCUGUCUCAAGCCUGGGGCUGCCCUCCGUUUCCCACGCUCUGCAAGGACGCCCAGAAUCUACCCUAGCCCUGCUACUGAACGCCCUGGACGCUGUGGUCCAGCCGAUCACCGCCCUACUUUGCAACCGAUCGGCGCCAAGGGCUCCCGCGCCCGCUCCCGCGGCCUACACCCGCCCGUCGAAACUCCAACGGCUCGCCAAAUCCAUCCCGUCUUGCUGCUCCAUCAUAUAGGACUUGCUCACACCCCGCCGCGCUGGCAGCGAACCUCUUGCUCUCGCGGACGGACGUCCUGCGCUCACCGACCGCGUCCCGUUGCACACAGGAACCCCCGCUCUCACGUCUGCCACCGCUCCCACCGCUGCCAUCCUCCCAGCGCCUCCCCCAGCCAUGACAGAUGCUCGUUUAUGUUUGCAGUAUCUGGCCGACAACGCGCCCUUGUGGAUCAAGAGCCUCGACGAGCUCCAGGCCAGAAUACAACGCCGUCAGAUCGAACUUGCCAGAGUAGCCGUGCCCGCGGUCCAGAAGGUGAAAAAGACGUCUUCCAACGAAUCCCUCCGACACAGCCGCCCCGAAACAAGCACUCCCUCGACCGGUCUGGAGCUGACGUCGGCCCCGCAGCCGCACGAUGGCCAACAAUCCAAUACCGCAAACGGCCAGAUGAUCACGCCGUGUCGCAAGCGAAAGACGGCCUCGCUCCUCUCCGCCGCGUCUGGCACGCACAAAUACCGCUCUCGCGCCGCCGUCACCGUCUACUACGACAGCGAAGUGCAGGACGUCUUUGACCGCAUCGUCCGCAACAUAAGCACGGGACGUAACAACAUCCGAAAGUCGCGCUUGGCCGAGCGUGUCGCAAACAUGGCAAACAUGCACAACACCGCCAACCAGCCCCCCUUCUCGGGUGAAAACGCCCUCCCCUUGUUGAGGACUGUCAGGAGCGCUUCAGGUAUGCCAAGGUUCAACGCGUACAUCGAAGAGAGCCUCCGCUUAUCAGGCCGCCUAGCAAGUUUGAGACCGCCACCAAUGGCCCAACUCGGCGCCGAGGUCAAAUCAGACACUGCCGUCAAGCGGACGGAUGCCAGGGAGGAGGCCGACGCGGCAUUGGACAAAGCCCAGGAAUUCUGUGAAAAGGGCGCCCACCAGUUUCUAAGGGACGGUGAUUGCGGAGAAGAGUUGGCCGGUGCCAGGGCUGCAUUUGAAGAGGUCAUCGCUAUCAGCAACCGCGAACUCGAGGAGCUGGCGCGAAAAGCUGCUGCGGAUGCCAAGAGAGUGGAGGGUGAGAAGGAGGAUGAGAAGGAGGAUGAGAAGAAGGAGGAGGAGGAGGAUGGGGAAAUGAUGCAACUCGAGAGGGACGGCCAGGAACAAGAUGGGAAGCACAAGGAGCGAGCACACUUGCAAAGCAGCAGCAUCAACCAACACCCGGCGCUGAUCCAGGCAGCGGGCAUCAUCGAAGCUGAUGACGACGAAAGCGAUGGCGACUACGACGACCCCAGCUUGCUGCCGUCGCCACAUUUUAGACUGAUGGCUAGGACGUGAGAUCCGAGCAUCCGGCACAUGCGUGGCCAUUAGACUUUUCGCAGUUUGGAUGUCGCUCGUUUGUGCCCUCCUCACACGCUCAGAACUGUUGACACAGGUAGGCAGCAUGAUGAAGCGGCCGCACACAUGAACAGACAUUGAACACUCUCAGUUUCUGGUCUUGAGAGGGCGAGAAAGAGAAGGAAAAAAAAAAGAAAAAAUGGAACGGUUGGCGCUUACUUGCCCCCCCUAAUAUUUCGAAAGAGGAUCUAUCUAGGAACAGUAGCCAUUGAUCGACCUGUCCUGGAUUUUGACAAGGCUAAUCUGUCGCGCCGUUCCCAUAUGCCUACGGAGGACGCUGGAGUCAGCCAUACGGCCAGGGAAUCGCGUUUUGGGUCGCUGUUGCUUGCACGUAAGACCUAUGCGCGGGGAAUAAGUGAACUUAGAUUGCUCAUUCCCCAUGCACGGAAUGCUCGUUGCCAAAUCUACAUCAUGUUCCUCAAGCAGACAUACCGACAAAGCGAUACGGUUUUGAUUUGCAGACGAUACGGUUGUGGAGCUCUCCGAAGUAUGUACGAGGUGCAUGUACAUUUUCGGUCAAGGGGGUUUACAACGGUCUGCAUUCGUAGAGCAAAAGGAUCGGACUAGGAAAAGGUCGAGAUCGUAACAAAAUUUCACUGAAUGUGUUUUUUCUUAUUUUAUGUUUUUUUUGUAAAAGAAUUCUUUGAGUGGCACCCUGCAUGCCUUUACUUUUCCAUCUGCUGUCAGAUGACAACAAGGCCUUCUUUGUCAUCGACAAGGCCGGAUUGGCUUUACGGAGCAGAACAUCAUCACCACGACGGCUUCAUCCCACGCUGGGCUGCACAUUGGUCAUCGUUGUACUGAUCACGCACAACAUGACGAACACCAAGUCGUUGACUUUUUUGGAAAAUACUAUCCAAAAUCCCACCAAGACAAGGCUGGGACUGUUUUUU
Messenger RNA from Verruconis gallopava, 2699 nucleotides. RefSeq lists its product as uncharacterized. Lineage: Eukaryota; Fungi; Ascomycota; Dothideomycetes; Venturiales; Sympoventuriaceae. The transcript has a single exon. The record is from RefSeq and is a predicted model, not a curated record. The coding region runs from base 601 to 1746 and encodes 381 amino acids.